Messenger RNA from Cutaneotrichosporon cavernicola, 1317 nucleotides. RefSeq lists its product as uncharacterized. NCBI's taxonomy places the organism in Eukaryota, Fungi, Basidiomycota, Tremellomycetes, Trichosporonales, Trichosporonaceae. Bases 1 to 1317 code for a protein of 438 amino acids. Gene Ontology annotation, molecular function: nitric oxide dioxygenase [NAD(P)H] activity; oxygen binding; FAD binding. The transcript is spliced from 3 exons. Gene Ontology annotation, cellular component: intracellular anatomical structure. The record is from RefSeq and is a predicted model, not a curated record. Gene Ontology annotation, biological process: nitric oxide catabolic process; cellular response to nitrosative stress.
AUGCGUUUCGCUCUCCGCCGUAUGACGCGCCCAAUCGCGCAGGUCGCCCGCCCCCGCCUGUACUCUAGGGGAUUCGCAUCGGCUCCCUUCCAGAUUCCUGCCGAUGUCCGCCCUCUCACGGACGCCGACAAGGCCGCUGUUGCCGCGACCGCCCCCAUCCUUGCCGAGCAUGGUGUGACCAUCACCAAGGAAAUGUACAAGGUCAUGCUCGCUAACAACCCCGACCUCAAGAACAUUUUCUCGAUCCCCGCCCAGAACAGUGGCGAUCAGCCCAAGGCCCUGGCCGGAUCGGUGCACGCGUACGCUGCCAACAUCCACGACCUUAGCCCUCUUGUCCCGACCGUCAUCCGCAUUGCUGAGAAGCACGCCGCUCUUGGCGUCAAGCCCGAGCACUAUGCGGUCGUUGCCGAGAACCUCAUGGGCGCGAUCUCGCGCGUCCUCGGAGAUGCCUUUACCCCUCAGCUCCAGGAUGCUUGGUACCAGGCGUACUGGCAGCUUGCCAAGAUCUUCAUCGACACCGAGGCCGACCUCUACGCCAAGGCUGCCUGGGACGGGUGGAAGGACUUCAAGAUCACCGGUCACAUGGACGAGACUUACCAGAUUGCCUCACUCGAGUUUGUCCCCACCGACCCUUCGAUGCUCCCUCUCAAGCCCUACAAGCCCGGCCAGUUCAUCACCAUCCGCGUCAUGAUUCCCGAGCUCGGCUUCUACCAGUGCCGCCACUACUCGCUGUCCGACUCGCCCGCGGAGGACCGCUACCGCGUCACGAUCAAGCGCGAGGACCUUGACGGCGGCUCGGUUCCCGAUGGUCUCGUCUCGACCCACCUCCACAAGCUCCCCAUCGGCGCGACGAUCCAGUGCGCGUUCCCCACGGGCUCGUUCCACCUUCCCAACCCUCUGCCCGAGCACGUCGUCUUCCUCUCCGGUGGUGUCGGCAUCACCCCCAACAUGUCCAUGUUCAACACCUUGAUCGAGGACGGUGCCAAAACCAAGAUCUCGUGGAUCCAGGCCGUCCAGACCAAGAACCACCACGUCUUCAAGCGUCACGUUGACAGGAUCGUCGCUAUGGCGGGUGGCCGCAUCAAGUCGGAGGCCUUCUACUCGGAAGGCCCUGCUGAGGGUCCCAACACGCACGAGGGCUUCAUCGACGUUGCUGGACUUGACGCUGAGACCCUGGCCCUCCAGGACCCCAAGGCCCAGUACUACGUCUGCGGCCCCGACGUGUUCAUGACCACGAUGGUCAGCGCUCUCAAGGCUCGUGGCGUCGACGCGGCCAACAUCCACUACGAGGCCUUCCGCGCAGGCGAGGUCGAGUAA